AUGUCCGCUCUGUUUUUGCUGGGCCUGCUCUCUCUGGUCUGCACCAAUAAUGGUAAUCUUCAGAGGUUUCUCAUAGAGCCUUCGGCGCUAUGUUAUAAAUGUAAAAAAUUUCAUCUUGGGUUGUGCUAUGACGUCAUGAAAUCCUGCCAACUGCAGUAUCAGCAGUCCUGUGCUACUGAGAACAUUUACAUCCUUACAAAAAGAGGGAAGAGUAUAUACUAUUAUUCAACACUGUCAUGUAUGACCAACUGUGAGGACAUCAACUUCUUGGACUUGGAGAAGAGGACAGAGCUCAUCUGUUGCAACCAUAGUAACUAUUGCAACCUCCCCGAGGGAGCCUAG
This is a messenger RNA of Pipistrellus nathusii (Nathusius's pipistrelle), 342 nucleotides long. The record is from the annotation of a GenBank genome assembly. NCBI's taxonomy places the organism in Eukaryota, Metazoa, Chordata, Mammalia, Chiroptera, Vespertilionidae.